Molecule: messenger RNA, 1138 nt
Organism: Papaver somniferum (opium poppy)
Lineage: Eukaryota; Viridiplantae; Streptophyta; Magnoliopsida; Ranunculales; Papaveraceae
Product: stress-related protein-like
Exons: 3
Coding region: 131-910 (259 amino acids)
Source: RefSeq, a predicted model, not a curated record
AAGGGAGUCGGUUACUACAGUAUUUCCUUCGCAGAUCUAUAUAAAACACAAUCUUUCCUUUCCUCCUCUCUCUAAAAUCUCCGAAAACAAAAUUUCCAUUUUUAUCCCUGAAGACGGUAAAGAUUCUCUCAUGGCUGAAACAGAGCACCUGAACAUGAGUACUAAUAGUACUAAUCAGGAAUAUGAACACCAGAAGCUGAAGUAUCUUGAUUUUGUACGAGUUGCAGUUCUUCAUGUGAUUGUGUGUUUUGCAAGCGUCUAUGAUUACGCUAAAGAUAACUCUGGUCCUUUGAAACCUGGUGUACAGACGGUCGAAGAUACUGUAAAGACUGUUAUUGGUCCUGUCUAUGAGAAAUUUCACGAUGUUCCUUUUGAACUCCUCAAAUUCGUUGAUUGUAAGGUAGAUGAUUCAGUUGGGGAAUUAGAUCGUCAUGUGCCCAAUCUCGUGAAAGAAGCGACUAACCAAGCUUAUACAGCUGCUCAAAAGGCACCAGGACUGGCACGAGCUGUAGCUUCGGAGGUACAACAAAGUGGUUUGAUUGAUACAGGGAAGGCUAUAGUGAAGACUCUUUACACAAGUUAUGAACCUACUGCCAAAGAAAUGUACACCAAGUAUGAACCAGUUGCUGAGCAGUAUGCAGUAACGGCUUGGCGUAAACUGAACACCUUGCCAUUGUUUCCCCAAGUGGCUCAUGUUAUGGUACCUACAGCUGCUUAUUGGUCAGAAAAAUACAAUCAAACCGUGUGUUGCACAGCUGAGAAAGGGUUUAUGGUUUCAUCUUUUCUCCCACUUGUUCCUACUGAGAGGAUUGCCAAGGUUUUUGGUGAAAGUGAAGCAGUUAACCAGAGUGGGUCAUCUGUUUCUUCUGCUUCAUCAUCUGAUAACGAAAGUGAAGUUGUUACCAAGUAGUUAUGAAGAAGCUUAUAGUAGUCUAAUGUGUGGGAAUGUUAUGGGGUAGAUAUAGUUUAUGGGUUUUAUUAAGUUCAAGUUUUAUGUAGGGUUUUGAAUGAUAAAAUGCUUGAUGACCAUGUAUAUCUUUCACUGCUUUAAUUGUCUCCAAGAACUACAAUUUCUUUGUAAUGGUCUUUCUUUGAUUGCAACCAGAUUUAGAAUUCAAAUUGUUGGUGGAUUAGAAAA